UGUCCGCUAAGAAUCCAAGCAACGUUCACAAUCCGAAAUUCCCUUGUUUCUUCCCGGUGUCUAACUCGGUUGAGCAAGCAAACCCCAUAUAAAUAGCACUAAGAAGAGCUUGGUGUUCACUGUAAUUUGCAAAAUCCGACAUUUUUUGUUAGUGAAAUUUAAUGGAGGAUGAUGCUUGGAGCUUUGAUGUUUCUAUUGCUUCAAGGAACUACCACCAGUCAACUACUGAGUCUCAAUCUGAUCUUUGUAUAGAUUUGGAUGAGUUUGAAGGGGACGAUGAGUUAAAAACGGAGCAUCCAUGCCCAUUUUGUCCAGAGGAUUUUGAUUUGGUUGGGCUGUUCUGCCAUAUUGAUGAGGAGCAUCCUAUAGAAGCAAAUGCUGGGGUAUGUCCGAUUUGUGCUACAAGAGUGGGGAUGAAUAUGGUUGGGCACAUAACAACACAGCAUGGAAACAUUUCUAAGAGUUGGCACAAAUUAAAACUCUGUAAGGGUGAGUCUUAUUCAACCCUUUCUUUUUCAAGAAAGGAGUUUCAGGAUGGACAUUUCCGAUCUUUUCCCACUGGGUCAUCUUCUGUGGUUUCUACCUCUAAGAUGGCACCUGAUCCACUGCUGUCAUUUAUUUACAAUGCGCCUGCUGUUGACGAGUCUGAAAGUAUACAGCCUGAUUCUUCCACUGAAGUAAGCAUAGAGGAUGAGAACUCAGAUGAGCCAAUUUCAGAAAGAAAUUCUCAACUAAAUGCUUUAUCAGACAAGGACCAAAUGGAGAAGGCAAGGAGAUGCGAUUUUGUCCAGGAGCUAUUAUUCUUCACCAUCCUUGAUGAUGGCUCAUGAUUGGAAAUACUUGUCAGAUUCUCAGGUUUUUACAGAGAGGUCUGUGAUAAAUGUUUUGAGUUGAAUAUGCUGAUGAUACCUUUGAUAGAAAGAGCCAAGUUAGAUGUAGGAUCUGAAUGGACUGCACAUUGCUAGUCAAUGUAAUCUGCUGAUACCUCUGAUAGAAGGAGCCGAGUUAGAUGUAGGAUCUGAAUGUACUCAAUAUCACUAUUGCUAUAAUGCAUUGAAAUUUACUCUUGGGAAAUUUAACGCUAUCCAAAAAGUGGUUUAUUUGUAUUCA
Corylus avellana is the source of this 1110-nucleotide messenger RNA. RefSeq names its product protein DEHYDRATION-INDUCED 19 homolog 3-like. NCBI's taxonomy places the organism in Eukaryota, Viridiplantae, Streptophyta, Magnoliopsida, Fagales, Betulaceae. The record is from RefSeq and is a predicted model, not a curated record.